Messenger RNA from Melanotaenia boesemani (Boeseman's rainbowfish), 4481 nucleotides. It is a transcript of the gene arhgap30, whose product is annotated as rho GTPase-activating protein 30. Gene Ontology annotation, biological process: small GTPase-mediated signal transduction. Gene Ontology annotation, molecular function: GTPase activator activity. The record is from RefSeq and is a predicted model, not a curated record. NCBI's taxonomy places the organism in Eukaryota, Metazoa, Chordata, Actinopteri, Atheriniformes, Melanotaeniidae.
GCUACUUGUGUGCCGAUGCAGAGUGAAGGGAAGAUAAACCAAAAUAUGUCCUAAGUCUCAAGCUUUACGAUGCAACGCAGCCUGCAGAGGAAACAACUUGCACCCAACAACAUGCGCUGAAAGGAAACAGAACUAGCAGCAGCAGCUCAGUCAAAUCUCUGAAAUGUGCGGCACUUCCAUAAAGUCGCCGUCACAUUAACCCAGUUAACAACACUUCCAUUGCAGACAGUCAGUGAACCUGACAGUCACAAAUAAGCAGAGCAGCACAGGCCCAUCUGAAUGUGAGGUGGAAACAGCAGACAGGAAGAGAUGCGGAGAGUUCGAAGAAAAGGGGGCAACAAAGAGAAGGUGUUUGGAUGUGAUCUGCUGGAGCAUCUGACUGCCUCCUCUCAGGGGAUUCCACUGGUGUUACGGUGCUGUAGUGAGUUUGUGGAGCAACAUGGAGUCGUGGAUGGUAUCUACAGGUUAUCAGGGGUAUCGUCCAACAUCCAGAAAUUGAGGGGUGAGUUUGAGAGUGAGGGGAGUCCAGAUCUGAACAAGGAUUUAUACCUGCAGGACAUCCACUGCGUCAGUUCUUUGUGUAAAGCUUAUUUCAGAGAGCUGCCCAACCCUUUGCUCACAUACCAGCUAUAUGACAAGUUUGCUGAGGCUGUGGCCAUCCAGCUGGAGGAGGAGAGACUGGUAAAGAUCAAUGAUGUUCUAAAAGAGCUGCCAGCACCACAUUACAGGACUCUGGAGUUUCUGAUGCGUCAUCUGGUCAAAAUGGCCUCGUAUUCUUCAGAAACCAACAUGCAUGCCAGGAACCUGGCCAUCGUCUGGGCCCCCAAUCUCCUCAGGUCAAAAGACAUUGAGGCGUCUGGAUUCAAUGGUACAGCAGCCUUCAUGGAGGUCAGGGUCCAGUCCAUCGUGGUGGAGUUCAUCCUCACACACGUCCCUCAGCUGUUUCCUGAACAAGGUGUAUCAAGUGAGAGAAGGAAGUCCCUUCCCUCCCCGUCAGCGAUGUCCAGUCAGGAAGAUGUAUUUUUCAGGUGUGCUCAGCCGAACUUUGGGAACAUCAGUCCAGGAGACGGUCCUCUACCCAUAAGACCCUACCAUGCUAUCAUUGAGGGCACAGACAAGAGAAAAGGAUCUCUAAAAGGGAGAAAGUGGAUGUCCAUUUUUAAUAUCGGAGGAAGAAUCCAAGAUCAACGACGGAGGCACAAACACUCAACUAAAGAGAAAGAGAGGACUUCUUUGAGACCUGCAAGAAGCAUGGACUCCCUCAGCACCCCACCCUUUCCAAAUGAAGGUACCCGACGUUCUGGCCAGCAUCCUCCAUCCAUCAACAUGUCUCCCCUCGUCACCCCCCCAGUCCAGGCAGGCUCUGAUACUGCAGCACCUUCAGGUGGACUAGGUAGCAGUGAAUAUGCUGUGACCUAUCGUAGGGGAACAGGUUUAGUAAGUGGGAGUACAGGGACCCCGGGUACCUACACAGCUCUUGACCCAGAGGGUUUAGGGUUACCAGUCAAUGAGGGUGUCCAGACCAGAUCCCCGGGGCUGUCCAGUAAAGCGAGUCGAAGAGCAGCCAUGCACAUCACCGGCCCCACCCUGGUUACUGUGCCGUUACAUAUCACCUCUAACCUUGCUUUAGGGGUGCUGCAAGGGGGCGGGAGUGACAGGAUCAUCCUCCGUGGAAGAGAUAAGGAUGGAGGGGAAAAGGUGGAAGGUAAGGAAAGAGGAGAGAAGAUUGAGAGGAAGGAAUGCAGCGCAAUGGAAUGGAAUGUGGAAGAAAGCAGAAAGGUGGAGGAAGAAGAGAAACAUCAGGGGGAAAAAGAAGUCGUAAACGUGGGAGGGAAUAAAGAGGUAGCAGGUGGUCUUAGUGGGGAAAAAGGUGAAGGAGCAGAAGAGAAGCGAUUGGAAGAGGUGAAUGAUGACAGGGUGAAGCAGGAGCCUGUGUUGGGAGUCCAAGAUGUGUCCAGAGAGCAACAAGCCACAAGCAUCAACUCCGCAGCAGAAGAAGAUAGGGAUGAAGAUGCUGCAGAGGAUGAUGAAGAGUCUGACAGCGGUGAAUAUAUGGAUAUGAAAGGAGACAAGCAUCGUUCAGCCACUCAACAUGGAAAUGAUGGCGUAUUUGAUGCUUCUCACAUCCUCAACUCAACUGAGGUGGAGGAAGAUGAUCACGAGCUGUCCGGCUACGUUCAAGACAACUUUGAUUUCUUGGACCAAAUGGAUGUCAUGGAGCACAUAGACAUCAGUGUCCCCUGUCAGGUGAACGAGUUCUCUGUUGAGCCUCCUGGUCACUCUGAUGAUGAGUAUGAAAUCAUGAAGCAAGUUCAGCCUUCUCAUCAACCCUCUCAGCUGAGUCCUGAUAUGUACACCCAGAGUCAGACAGAGCUGAAUCCACACAGACCGCUCAGCCUCGACCUCCCAAGUCGACACACUAAAUCCCUCAGCCUGCCCUAUAUGACCUCACCUGUCGACGGACCGGAGGAGUCUUUCUCUGAGGGGGAGAGUUCAGGGGAUGACAUUGAUGAUAAUAUUUAUGACAGCGAGGAGGAUGAGAGCAUGUUUAUUCAAAGUCUUCCAACAGAUUUCUUUCUAAACAAUUUGUCUGAAUUAAAACCAGACACUGAUACCCAAGACUGUUCCCGUGACAGAAGUCCUGUACAUGAGUUACAGAGCUCUGAGGCAAAGGAGUGCCCAUCUCUUAACCUCGAACUUUCUGCCUGUAAAAUUACGAUGAGUGGAGAUCAGGGGCAGAUAGAAGUGGACGGUGGAGCGGAUGAAGAUGAAUCAGAAGAAAAGCAGACAAUAAAAAAGAAAGAAGACGAUGAAGCUCAUCAUGGAAGAAAUCAGCUGGAAAACGAUGUGCAAAGCAGAGCAACACAGGAACACCUGAGCAUCAUGAAAGAUGCUCAAAGUGAAAAGUCUCUGACUUCAGAUGCAUCAAAAACCUGCUGUGAGGAGUUUCCACUGCAGAGAAAUGAGAACAAUAAUGAAUUAAACACUGUGACUGGAAAUAAUUUUGAAGAUGUGAAUGAAAUGGAUGAAAUUCCUCUUGGUGAUUCUCCACCUCAAGUAGCUUCUUAUGACACACUGAAAGAAAGUGCUGAUGCUCCAUCAGAAGAAUCCAACGACGCCUCUGUGAUUCCAGCACAACAUCCGAGAGGCUGUGUUAGAGAGGAUACAGCAGAGAGAGAGGACAGAAGCCAACAAUCUGUUGUGGAAAUAGAAGAAAGUGAUGAAAACAUGAGGGAGGAACUCACAAAGACAGAAUGUGAAAGAAUAGCUGACAAAAAACAUGAAGGGUGGACAGAACAGGCUAGUUUAUUCUGUUCUAAUAGUGACAUUUGGGAUGAGCUGGAGGAUAUUGUAUGUGAAGUGAUAGAGGAUGAAGAAAGUAAGAAGUGUGAGGAGGAGGAUGUUGCUGCACAGGUACAUUUGGUAGAAGAUGAGGAGGAAAAAGAUGAUGAAGGCGAGCCAAACAAGACAGAUAUUAGAGUAGAGGAGGAGGAAUUAGUGGAUAAAACUAUAGGGAAACUUGGAGAUCCAGUAAUGCAGCAAGAAAAAUUAGAUCAGAAGAAACAUGCCUUCAGUGAAGAAGUACAGCAUCACAGCAGAGGAGAAGUGGUUUCAAGAGAAAAAGAAGAAAAUAAACAGAAAGCAGAUCUACAAAGUAGAGCACAGCCAAGUGUAGAUAAACUAAAGGAACUGAAAGGGAACCAGAUGCGUGAUAACAGUGAUGGCAGCUUAGGAGGGUUCGGGAGGAAACUGGUCACAUCUAAACAUCCAAAAGUUUAUCAAAUCAAAGCGGUGCCAGUUGUGCCUCCAAAGCCUCAGCACUGCAAAAUCACUGCUCUAACCCUCCGUCAGCAGCAGCAGCAAAGAGAGAGAAGAGACGCUGACAGAGGGAGGGAAACCAUACCGAGGGCCCUGACAGAGCAGGACAGGGUUUCUUCUGCGGAGCAGCUGAGAGACAGAGACGACGAAACCGCCGACAGGAAGGAGAGGCUGGUGCUCCUCAGGGAGAGGGAGAGAAGGAGGGAUGGUGCAGAAGGUGCCGCUAGGGACACAAGCAGAAACAGUCCCCUCAGCAUGUGUUUUGAUGAGGCCGUUGCCAUAGCAACCAUGAGGAGAGAAAAAGACGAGUGCGAGAAGCAGACGCUGAGGCAGAGGGAUCGGGGAAGUGAAACCCGUAGUUUGUUGAUUUGAGCUGAUGUAUAUUUUAGCUAAAUGUACGAACUUUUCUUUUGAAAUACGAGCACCUUGUACAAGAUUGAUGAACAGAAACAACUUGACUCAUUUUUUUCAAAGAUUGCCUUAGUUUUCAUUUCUUAGACAGAGCACUGGAAGAGAAUAAAUACAUCUUAAUACACCACAGUGCACAAACUCAGUCUGGUGAUAUUGCUUUUUGUUAAUAUUUUACAUUUUUUUAAUGUGAAAAUGUAUUGUAUAAUGAAUCAGUUUGUCUUUUCAAAUCAGAAUAUUUCACAUAAUGUGAA